Amoebophrya sp. A120 is the source of this 9478-nucleotide messenger RNA. Lineage: Eukaryota; Dinophyceae; Syndiniales; Amoebophryaceae. The record is from the annotation of a GenBank genome assembly.
AGAUUCUCCACAACUCGGUGUAUUGUGAACAAAUGUUGGAUCCCUCAACAUUUUUACGUUUUUACUACUUCUGUGUCGAAAGAAAAUGUCUACGUCCCCGAAUCGAAGAAUGUUUGACGCACCAAACCUCGACACGAGCAUUGACUAUGAGCUUGUGAUAGAUGAAAGAGAUUUGAAUGCGGGAGCUAGAGCUAGUUUUGGUCGUCCAGCACACGCAGAUCAACACGUUGAUCUCAGGACACGCAACUAUCUGGUUUUCAAUGUAGAGAGUCAAAAAAGCUGCACGACGAGAGAGAGGAACGGCACCUACCAAAACGGCACAAAUUCAAUAAAUACAAAUUUUUUCUCAAGGAACACAAUGUCGUCGUUAACUUCUUCCCCGAUGGAAAUUGUUGCUGGUCCUCCCGACGCUUCGCCCGCGGACUCCGUGGACAGCAGCGGUUUCAUCAACAUUCGCCCCAACAACGGCACCCCCUUGGACCGGGGCGCGCCGGCGAGUCUGGUCUUGGAAAAUGGGGUGGAGAUCAAGGGAUUCAGCUUCGGUGCGGAAACCUCCGCGGCCGGCGAGGUGGUCUUUAACACGGGGAUGGUGGGCUACCCCGAGUCGCUGACCGACCCGAGUUACACGGGGCAGAUUUUGGUGCUCACCUACCCGCUGAUUGGAAACUACGGCGUACCGGGGGACGACGAGGUGGAUGAGCAUGGUAUGCAUUGAUGUUCUUGUUGACAUGGUUGUACUUGUAGAAUUUCUACUGUGAGGACCGUGCUGCUGCGCCGCGGUGGUGCAUUUUGCAAUCAGGUCGUUGCUAUCAUCUUCCCAGCACUUCUGAUAUACCAACAUAAAUAAAAUCGGAGGAGGAGAUCAGUGAAAAAAAAUCAGGUCUGUUCAAGCAUUUUGAGGGCAAGCAGAUCUACGUGAAGGGCAUCGUUGUCGCGGAUUACUCCUUCGAGUCCUCUCACUACCAAUCCAUAUGAAAGCCUCAGGUUGGAAAUCCGCAAAGUGUAAGUGAAGCUACUUUGUAACGCAAAAAACCACUCCAGUUGAAGCGCCACUUCUCGGCGACGCAUGACAAAUUUCCCGGGCAGCACUCAAAGCAUGUCUGUCAUGCUGGUUAACGCAAAGGGGUGCCCUUUUCUCGUGCUAAUCAGCACUCCAAUCCUUAACCCGUAGAAGGACAAUAGUCUGCCUCCAUUGCGUCCCCUGCAAUACAGUCGUUUUUUGCGUCGCAUUUCAUGCAUCACAAGUUAUUCUUAUUUCCACUUUUUGAGGAUUUCCAUUUCGAGGCUUUCAUAAUCCAAGCGCUCCCUCUCCACCUGGUUGAAGAAGCACAACAUAUGACAGUGCACAACUCCCCCUGCUCCCCCUCAUUUGUCUAGCAUGAACAGCAAUACAAGCAUCAGCAAGAGUGCCUGUUUUGCAUGACAAAUUUACACUGGAGUCUGGUGCUAUUUCUUUGAACUACCAAAACUUGUCAUGCAAGCAGUGCCAUAAGGCAGCGACUGGAUUCGGGGUUUUGCAUGACAAGCGAAGGGGAGAGGGAGCUGUGCACUGUCAUACAACAUCCCGGGCAUGUACGGAGUGGACACGCGCGCGAUCACGAAGAUGCUGCGGAAUGAGGGUGCGAUUUUGGGAAAGAUCGAGAUGGAAAAGGACGGGUCGAUCGAGUUUGACGAUAUCCUGUGCAAAACUAUCGUACUGCUCGUAGUAAUUGCAAUCAUGCAUUGCAAAUCUUUUUCUUAAAGGUAACUCAGCAUUACAAAUUUUCUUUCUCAUGCUGAGGAAGUUUGUAAUGCAUUUAUACGCGUACGAUACUUUUGCAAUUCAUAGACGACCCGAAUAAACGGAAUCUUCCGGCGGAGGUGUCGUGUAAGGAGAAAAUCAUCUACACGCCGAAACACAUCGACAAGCCGAAGUGCCGGAUUGUCGCGAUGGACUUCGGGAUCAAGUACAACAUUAUCCGCUACUUUGUGAACGUCCUCGGCGUAUGAAUUGCAAACGUAUCGUACUAGUAGUAAUUGCAUUACAAAUUUGCUCAGCAUGAGAAAUGGAAUUUGUCGUGGUGUUGAACCUUGGGAUGGGGAUUUGUAAUGCAUGGCUGCGAUUACUACGAGUGCGAUACUUUUGCACAGGAUACGGCGUGGAAUUAGUCCGCGUGCCCUGGGACUACGACAUCUGCAUAUCAAGUGCAAAAAUGUCUGGGUCUGGAAGAAUGCAAGUUUGUCAUGCUUGUCUCACAUGAGGACUCUCAAAUUUGUCAUGCACAUUACCCAAGAGCUGCCCCAUUUUUCUGUCAUGCAGAAACGCAGUUUGUCAUGCAGAAUAGGCAACACCUAGAAGCUCAGAAACUUGUCAUGCUGAGCCAGCACUUGUGGCCUCUUCGUGAUAUUACGCCACCCAGCAUCACAAGUAUCCAGACCCAGACACAUUUGCAUUUCAUACUGCAAGGAGAUCGACAACAUGGACGGGCUGUUUCUGUCGAACGGGCCGGGGGAUCCGAGUUACUGUCAGACCGCGAUCGACCACUUGCGGAAGUUCAUGCAGUUGCCCAAAACGAAGCCGAUCUUCGGAAUCUGCCUGGGGAAUCAGCUGUUGGCGCUCGCCGCCGGCGCGACGACCUACAAGAUGAAAUUCGGGAACCGGGGCAUGAACCAGCCGUGCGUCGACUUGCGGACGCUCCGGUGCUACAUCACGCCACAGAACCACGGGUUUGCGGUGGACUCCGCGUCGCUACCCGCCGAUUGGUCCCCGUUCUUUGUCAACGGGAACGACGACAGCAACGAGGGCAUCAUCCACAGGGUGAAGCCUUGGUUUUCCGUCCAAUUCCACCCGGAGGCGUGCGGGGGGCCGACGGACACGAGCUUCUUGUUCACGCAGUUUAUCGACACCAUCAUGAAUUCGGGGUCGUUACCCUUGUUAUGGAAGUGUCAGGAUUGAAAUUGACAAAAUCUAAAUGAUUUGUCAUGCGUAAAAUGGAUUUGGAUUCCAGUUCGAACCAAGUUUCUAAGUGGCGCAUCACAAAUUCUCGUGGUGCCUAAAUCCAGUUUGUAAUGUUGUUUAGGCAAAGAAGACUGAUCCUCUCAUGCUGCAAAAAUGCAGCUCUAGCUAUAACCCCAACCAGGCUUACAAUCGGCCUCACUUGCCUGCUCUGCAACACACGCACUUCGCGUCAUGCAUUUUAUGCAUCACAAAUUUGUCGACUUUGUCAAUGUCGAUCCUGAUGAUUCUAUAUUUGUCCUUGAUGCCGUACAGACGACCGCAACAGGGCUACAAGAAGGUGUUGGUACUGGGUUCUGGUGGUCUUUUAUCCUAUGCAAAAAUGUCCCCACCCCAUAGUCAAGAUGGGGAAUCGGCUAGACAAAUCCACAAGCUUUGGCUGUUUUGCAUGACAAAUUUCGACUCGUAGUGUCGUGUUGUUUGACGUAGUUAAGCAGCAUCACAGAGCUAGUGCAUCAUGCUGAUUGGAGCAUGACAAAUUCCAAAACACACCUAGAAAAUGCUUCUCAUGGGGCUCCGCAUGGGAAACAUUUUCAGCAUGCAGAUUUGAAUAUACAGCUAUGGGGUGGGGACGUUUUUAGAUACGAUAUCUUUCUAUCGGCCAAGCAGGCGAAUUCGACUACUCCGGCUCGCAGUGCAUCAAGGCUCUGAAGGAAGCGGGCGUGGAAUCAAUUCUGAUCAACCCGAAUAUUGCGACCGUGCAAACGUCGGCUGGUAUAAUUAACAGAGUGUGUAGGUUCUUGUCAUGGAGUUUGUCAUGCAUGGUGGUCCUGAAUUGCAUUUUGAUUUGUCAGACGUAGCAUACUGUGCAAAAAAAUUCAACAUUCAACACUAAGGUCUCGCGGACAAGGUUUACUUUCUCCCCGUCACCCCCCAGUUCGUGGAGGAAGUGAUCAAAAAAGAGGAACCCGACGGCAUUUUCUGCACCUUUGGCGGGCAAACCGCACUGAACUGCGCCGUGCAGAUGUUCGAAAACGGGAUCUUCGAAAAGUAUGGCGUCACGGUCCUCGGCACCCCGAUUUCCGCGAUCAUCAUGACCGAGGACAGGGAAAAGUUCGCGGAAGCGGUGGACAAAGUCGGGUAUAAAGUCGCGGAGUCGAAAUGCUGUAACUCCGUAGAAGAAGCCGUCGCCGCCGCGGACAGCAUCGGUUACCCGGUGUUGGUGCGCGCUGCUUUUGCCCUGGGUGGACUAGGUUCCGGUUUUUGCGCGAAUCGGGAGGAAGUGAUCACGCUGACGAGAGUCUCUUUCCAGAAAUCGUCGCAGGUGAUCGUGGACAAAUCCCUGAAGGGCUGGAAGGAGCUGGAGUACGAGGUAGUCCGGGAUUCACUGGACAACUGCAUUACGGUGUGUAACAUGGAAAACUUCGACCCGAUGGGGAUCCACACCGGAGAUUCCAUCGUAGUGGCGCCCUCGCAGACGCUCACGAACGCGGAGUACCAACGGCUGCGGGAUUGCGCGUUGAAGGUACUUAUUGAAUACGCUCAGUAGUUGAAUUGCUCAUGCUGUUUGAGCUAUAUUGAGAUUGAAAGCAGAGCUGUCUGUCAUGCCGUUUCCGCAUGCGGAGUAAUUAAAGACACCACUUCUAGUACAACUGCCCACAAAAAUCUAUCACCAGAUGAUCCGCCAUUUGGGUGUGAUUGGCGAGUGCAACAUUCAGUACGCGGUCGACCCCCAUUCCGACCAAUUUCGCAUAUGAACUGCAAAUAUGUCAUCUGGGUCUGGAAGAAUCGGGGCUUGUCAUGCACAUUUUGCAUGACCCAUCAAGUCUGUGAUGCUGGUGCGAGCAUCACAGAUUUUUUGAGAGCUUCUUGAUGCUUAUUACGCAUGACAAAUGCCCUCUCCGCGUGCCAAGAACUGACUCCUCUUACUGCUCACGCAACACAGAUAUUUUUAGAAUUAGAAUCCGCAGACAGCAUUACAAGUUCCACUCUUACAGACCCAGACACUUUUGCAUUUGAUAUCGCAUCAUCGAAGUCAACGCGCGUCUCUCCCGUUCGUCCGCUCUGGCUUCUAAGGCCACCGGGUACCCCCUCGCGUACGUAGCUGCGAAACUCGGGUUGGGGCACGACUUGGUGCAUUUGAGAAACGCGGUCACGAAAUUAUGACCCGUUCAGACGUUACAAUCUCAACUGUUACAAUAGAAUCUGGAAAUCUGUGAUGCAAGAACUGCAUGAUCUAGCCUACUCCCAUAGGAUUGCGCAUGACAAGUUCCGGAGUCCCAAACCCACCUGAAAUCCGGCAAAAUUUGUAUUGCGAAAAGCUCAAUUCUCUCUGCGUUCCCCAUGCUCUUCAUGCAAUACAAAUGCCAGAUUCUAUUCGUAACGAUUGAGAUUGUAACGUUUGAGCAGGCCAUAGAAAUCUACCACCGCCUGCUUCGAACCCUCUUUGGACUACUGCGUCGUGAAAAUUCCGCGCUGGGAUCUGAAGAAGUUCGUCACGGUCGAUAAACACGUCGGGUCCUGCAUGAAGUCCGUGGGGGAAAUCAUGGCGAUCGGAAGGACGUUUGAAGAAACGAUGCAGAAGGCGCUCCGGAUGGUGGACGAGGCGUGCACGGGGUUCGACGGCGACAGAUUCGACCUGGAGGCGAAGAAGGGCAACGUCGCGACCCUGGAAGAGGUAAAGGAGGAACUCGCGGACCCGAGCCCAGUUCGGAUCUAUGCAUUGCAAAAGUAUCGUACUCGUAUAAAUGCGAAUCUAGCAUUACAGAUCUGCUUUCUUACCUGAAUCUGCAUGACAAAUUUCAGUUUUCUUCUAGGAAAAAUUUGUGAUGCAAUUUAUACUAGUACGAUACUUUUGCAUUGCAUAGCAUCUUCGCCGUCGCCAAAGCGUUCCAGUACGGAUUGUCCGUGCACGACGUGCACCAUUUGACGAAAAUCGACCGGUGGUUCUUGUCAAAACUGUACAACGUGCAUUCCCUGCAGGGAAUUUUGAAGAGCACAAGCCUCUUAACCUUGCAGCAAGACAACCAUUUGCUCGAAACGGUGAAACGACACGGGUUCAGCGACCGGCAAAUCGCAAAGUUGGUCACCCAGGGAUUGUUGUCGUCGAUUCGAGGACCGUCUGCCGCAGCCACGCCUUCUGAUGGAACCACAGUCCCAAGUACCGGGAAUAUUUCCUCCGGGAAUACCUCUUCUGAUUCGGUCGACGGAGCUGCAGCGGCGAAAAAGAAGCGGGAAUUAAAGGUCCACGACAGCAUCGACGCCUACACCAGUGCGGGGAGGCAGAUGAUGGUCGACGCGUCGUCUCCCCGGGCACGGCAACAGCAGUUAGUGACGGAGGAAGACGUGCGACACCUCCGAUUUCAAAAGCACAUCCACCCGUCGAUUAAGCAGGUCGACACCGUCGCCGGCGAGUUCCCGGCGGAGACGAACUAUUUGUAUUUAACAUACAACGGCGACGAACACGAUGUGCACCCGAUCAGGACCUCGGUGAGAUCCAGGAAAGAAACGUUGAAUUUUGACCGGCCCGGGUCCCCGCGAUUCCGGAUGCGAACACCGUCGAAGCCUUCCCCGGUGAACAGCGGAACGGAUCGCUUUUACAUGUCCGGUAUGCAUUGCAAAACUAUCGUACUGAGUAGAAAAUGCAUGAUAAGUUUUUUCAGAUCGAGAAAUCAAGUUUGUCAUGCCGUUUUGGGUAAGAAGGCAGAUCUGUAAUGCAAUAUGGCAAUUACAUACUACGAGUACGAUAGUUUUCUUGCGCUGGAUAACCGGUGCGGAUUUCCCCUCGCCGAAUCCCACGCGGGUGGAUCUGCAGUAUUCCGACGACUUUUUCAACCCCAUGCCCCGGUCCACAAGCUCCCAAGCGCCGCCCCCGGGUCGCACCUCCAGUAGCACGGCCGACAAGGGCAGCUCAGUCAUUGUGCUCGGCUGUGGCUGCUACAGGAUUGGGAGCUCUGUCGAGUUCGAUUGGUGUUGCGUGCAAGCGGUGAAAACGAUCCACAAGGCGGGCCGACCGGCGAUUGUGAUCAACUGCAACCCGGAAACGGUGUCGACCGAUUACGACGAGUCCGACCGGCUGUACUUCGAUGAAUUGUCGCACGAGACAGUUUUAGAGAUUUACCACUUCGAGUCCCCCUACGGGCUGGUCAUCUCCGUCGGGGGGCAGGUGCCAAAUAACCUCGCGAUGGGACUAGUGCAGUCCCCUCUGGUGAACGUGCGGAUUCUGGGCACCUCCGUCGCGGCGAUCGACUCGGCGGAAAACCGGUUCAAGUUCUCCCAGUUGUGCGACAAGUUGCAGGUGGAUCAGCCAGACUGGUCCGAGUUCAGCACCUACCAAGAAGCGCUCGCGUUUUGCAACCGGGUGGACUUUCCGGUGCUGGUCAGGCCGUCCUACGUCUUGUCCGGUGCCGCGAUGCGGGUGGUGGACUCAGCGGAGAACCUGUACAUACUUACUUACUUGAAAAUCGGGUUCUUUUUUGUGUUGCUGUUUAUUUGCAUGAGGUAUUUAGACCUAAAGUUUGCAUGUUGCAUAACAUGCAUCAGAAACAGUUCAUCCCAACAUUCAUUCGCAUGUAAACUUUAUCAGGUACGAAUUCCUUCGUUCCGCUGCCAUCGUCUCCCGUGACUACCCGGUCGUGAUCUCCAAGUUAUCUACAGAAAAAAACCCAUCCACAUCCUUUUUUGCAUGACAAACGCAUGACUUUAUACGUAUUUUGCAUGACAAGUUGGAUGUGGAUGGGUCUUUUUCUGUGGAUACAAGUACGUCGAAAACGCUAAAGAGGUCGAAUUUGACGGCGUCGGGUGCGACGGGGCGGUGGUAAACUACGCGAUCAGCGAACACGUGGAGAACGCGGGCGUGCAUUCCGGGGACGCGACAUUGUUAUUACCUGCACAAAAGCUCUACGUCGAGACGCACCGACGGGUGAAGAAGGUUUCAUAUGCAAUGCAAGAGUAUCGUACUAGAAUUGGUACGUAAUUGCAAGACAAGACGGCACUCAGCAAGAAAAAUGGAGUUUGUUGUGCUGGUUUACCUGGAGAAGCAGAUUUGUCAUGCGUAUCUGCGAGUAGUACGAGUGCGAUACUUUUGCACAGGAUAUCGCGACGAAGAUCGCGAAGGCUCUGUCCAUCUCCGGACCGUUCAAUAUCCAGUUCAUGUGCAAGGACAACGAGGUCAAGGUGAUUGAGUGCAAUCUCCGGGCGAGCAGAACGUUUCCGUUCAUUUCGAAGACGUUCAACAUCAACCUGAUUGCCUUAGCCACGAAGGUCAUGCUCGGGCAAAUAGUGCACCCGGAAAAAAUGCACCCGAUGGACCUGGACUACGUGGGGUGCAAAGUGCCGGUGUUCUCGUUCUCGCGACUGAAGAAUUCGGACCCGCGGCUUGGUGUGGAAAUGCAGAGUACCGGGGAGGUGGCGUGCUAUGGUAAAGUUGCAUUUGUUGUAAUGUGGUUCUUUACAACCUUGGCGUGUGAGUUGGCAUGCUGGUAGUUCGUUAUGCCUAGAUAGUGAUAGAUCUUCGCCUUGCAUGAUCCGUAGAGAAAACAAUCUGUUGAAAAUAAAACCGAACCAAACCGAAACACAGGUAUGACGAAGUACGAGGCGUACCUGAAAGCCUUGGUUUCCAGUGGUCUGAAGCUCCCAGAGAAGAACAUUCUGGUCUCGGUCGGCCACCACGCUUCAAAAAUGGAACUGUUGGGUGUCAUGCCGUAUGAAUUGCAAAAGUAUCGUACUCGUAGUAAUUGCAAACAUGCAUUGCAAAUCUUGUUCUUCAGCUAAAUCCGCAUUACAAAUUUCAUUCGUCAUGCUCAGGAAAUUUGUAAUGCAUUAAUACGAGUACAAGUUUGCAAUGCAUAUGCCAUUCCUGCAAGAGAUGGGCUAUCAGGUGUACUGCACCAAAGGGACGUAUCUACAGUAAAUUUCCUGUACACGUACAAAUGCUGUCUGUGCAUGACAAAAUUUGCCUUCAAUCCUAGUCUAGCAUGACAAGUUGUACACUGCAAGUUAGCAAAAUUUGUCAUGCAUUUUGUACAUGUACGGGAAAUUUACAAUGCAUAGGACCUUCGAAUUCUUCAAGGCAGAGGUACUUCUAGACCUCUACGCACGCUUUAUUUCAUUUUCGUUUUGCAAGAUGUUGCCAGCAUCCAUCGCAAUUAUUUUCAAAAUUUUGAUGACCAGCAUAAUAAUCUUCAAGUAGCUCUAGCUGAUGCAUGUCAUGCGAUAAAACUACACGAACACGAUCAGAUGCAGAACUUUACGGGUAUCCUGGUCCACAAACCGCACGUGAAAAAGACGCCGAACGUCACGGAUUUGAUUUCCCAGAACAAGAUCGAUUUGCUUAUCAACGUACCGGAUUCCAUGGACAGUCAGGGGGCGACCGACGGGUUUCAGAUGCGGAGGUUGGCGGUGGACUGCAAUGUACCCUUGUUCUACGACAUAAAAACAUCGAGGCUUUUCAUCGAGGCCUUGUAUAAAAAAUGGCAGCGGGAAGCCGCCGGAAAGGAGUUCUGGGGCAUCCAGAGCUGGCAAGGGUACACCAGCUUGCAGUAA